GUGACGACCACAGACUCCGUCGUGGCAACCCGUUCCGAGCAGUCCGUUCGAUGUUCACUGUAGUGUCUCUUUACGUGUUUUUUUUUCUCUAAAAAUGUGCGUAAGUUGUAUUUACCGUGUGCGUGAUUCGCAGUAUACAUAAGUAAAUUUCCCUUUGAUUUUUCGUACAUUCGCCGACAUGGUUUUCGUUCGACGCUUUAAUUGCUAUUCGUUUUUUCCCACGCGUAGCUUCGCCGUAUCUUCACCCUUUUGAUUAUUGCUUGCAGAGAUUUACGCGCAUCAAUCGAGUCUUUUAUAUCACAAAAGUUUGCGCAAAGAAAACGUAAAAUGGCGAGAAAUUUCUCCGUAUGGACUAGGAGUUUAAUGAGCGGCGCCCUCUUAAUGUUAGCCUGUGAAAUGAUUUCGGGAUCAAUUGAUUAUAAAGUUCCCGAAGAAACAAUUUCACCUUUGAUUGAAGCUACUUCAAUACGUGGUCCUUAUUUUGACAAAAAUGCAUCCAAGAACGUAACUGCACUUGUUGGUCAAACGGCUUAUUUGAAUUGUAGAGUUAGAAACCUUGGAAAUCGAACGGUGUCUUGGGUUCGUCACCGCGGCAUACAUUUAUUAACUGUAGGAAGAUACACCUACACUAGUGACCAAAGGUUUCAAGCAAUUCACUCGCCACAAACAGAAGACUGGACAUUACAAAUACGUUAUCCUCAAAUAAGAGAUAGUGGUUAUUAUGAGUGUCAAGUCGGUACAACACCGCCAAUAGGUCAUGCAAUGAUAUUGACAGUUGUUGAGCCUAUAACAACCAUUAUUGGUGGACCCGAUAUGUUUAUCAACAAAGGUAGCACUAUGAAUCUUACUUGUAUCAUAAAGCAUAGCCCUGAACCGCCGCCAUUGAUUUAUUGGACACAUGACUCAAAGGAAAUAAACUAUGACUCAGCCAGAGGAGGCGUAAGUGUCAUUACAGAAAAAGGUGAAGUAACCACCAGUUAUCUGUUAGUUCAAAGAGCAACCAACACAGAUUCUGGAAAAUACACGUGUCAUCCAAGUAAUGCGAAUCCUCAUACUGUCGUAGUACAUGUUCUCAAUGGAGAACAUCCAGCAGCAAUGCAAAAAGGAUCAAAGCUCAGUUUAAAAUCGUCACUAUCAAUUUUUAGCGUUUGCCUUGUGUUAUUUAUUAGUACGUGAUUUAUAAAUUAAUGCAUCAUAAAUGUUUUAAAUAAAAUAUACAAAAUAAUACUCAUAUUAUUAGACACAAAUUUGUAAUUAUUAGUUAUCGGAAAUAUAUGUAUAUACUAUAUAAAUAUAUGUACAAAAAAUUAAAUGAUUUUUUUGUAUGUUUAACUUUGGGGAUUUAUUUUGUUUUAUGCUAUUUAAAUACUAAAUUUUUUAGAACUAAAACAACAAUUCAAACCCAGAAGAUGAUUCAUUAGUUUGGUUAAACCUAUUAACAUUAUAUUGAUUGUUAUAACCAUUUAAUAUUACACAAUCUCAAGUAAUUCUUAAUAAUAGAUUAUUCAAAUAAAAAAUUUAUAUCAUAAUAAAACAAAGACAAUUGCUUUUUUAAUAUAUUUAUCACAGUAACUUAAUUAUUGAAAGAAUUUGGAGUUGAGAUAUUCUUUUAAAACUUUCAAUUAUGUGAUGGAAAUGCUUUUUUUUAUUUGGAGAAGGUGAAUUUUUGUAAACAAGUCGUGGCAUCAAAACCAAACGGUUUUAUGUGAAUAUUUUAUUUUAUAAUUUUACAAGAAAACGUUUCUUAAAUUAUUUUGAUUAACUUUAAUUAAUUUCUACAUCGACAUUGUCAUAAUUGUGUACAGCUUUAUUAUUUAAAAUAAAAUAUGUAUCUAAACUUGUUUGGAGAAAAAUGUUCAAUGAUCUUUUUAUAUAUUAUACUAAUUAAAUGUAAAACCUGAUACCCAUGAGCUGAUUGUUUGAUCUAAAAGCAAAAUAUGAUAGAUGAUUUAAUCAUCUCGUCAGUUUUAAUUUUGUUUUAAAUUGUUCUAUUUUCUUAUAUAAUUAUACUAAGUUUUGAAUAAUAAUUAAAUAAAAUGUAUUUUAAAUAAAUUUGUAAAUAUUAUAUUAUAUUUGUUUUAUCUACAAAUUUUAUGUUAAAAAUUACCAAACAAAAUCUGUAUAUUAUAUUCACAUUUCAUUACGAUAUACUUUUAUAAUAAAUUGUUAUUAUACCAAAAGAGUAUAUUAUUUUUGUUAAAUUAUUACUUAUGUAAAGCAAAGGGAAACAAAAUUUCUAAUAAAUAAAUAGUUUAAC
Molecule: messenger RNA, 2257 nt
Organism: Daktulosphaira vitifoliae (grape phylloxera)
Lineage: Eukaryota; Metazoa; Arthropoda; Insecta; Hemiptera; Phylloxeridae
Product: zwei Ig domain protein zig-8-like
Exons: 6
Coding region: 328-1176 (282 amino acids)
Biological process (GO): synapse organization
Cellular component (GO): neuron projection membrane
Source: RefSeq, a predicted model, not a curated record